AUGGCUUCCAAUGGACCCUGCCUCUGUGUGAAUGUCCAUUCUGAGGAAUGGAAAUUGAUGACCUUCACUGCCAACCAAGGUGACAAAGUAAAGAAGAUCAAUGAACACAUCCGGUCCAAGACCAAGAUUCCUGUGCAGGACCAGGUCCUUCAGCUGGGCUCUAAAACUCUCAUGCCUCUGAGUAGCCUUUCAUCUUAUGUCACCAACAAGGAUGAGAUCAUCCACCUCACCCUGAAGGUGGUGAAGCCCAGUGAUGAGGAGCUGCCCAUGGUUCUGGUGGAGUCAGGUGACGAAGGGCAGAGGCACCCCCUCAAGGUGCGGCGGUCCAACUCAGUGGCCCAGGUGAAAAAGAUGAUUGAGAUGAAGACGGAUAUAACACCUGAGACCCAGAUUGUGACUUGCAAUGGAAAGAGACUGGAAGAUGGGAAAACCAUGGGAGAUUAUGGCAUCAAGAAGGGCAGUGUGCUCUUCCUGACAUACCACUGCAUUGGGGGGUGA
Orycteropus afer afer is the source of this 498-nucleotide messenger RNA. It is a transcript of the gene UBD, whose product is annotated as ubiquitin D. NCBI's taxonomy places the organism in Eukaryota, Metazoa, Chordata, Mammalia, Tubulidentata, Orycteropodidae. Gene Ontology annotation, biological process: response to tumor necrosis factor; protein ubiquitination; positive regulation of canonical NF-kappaB signal transduction. Bases 1 to 498 code for a protein of 165 amino acids. Gene Ontology annotation, cellular component: nucleus. The record is from RefSeq and is a predicted model, not a curated record. The transcript has 2 exons. Gene Ontology annotation, molecular function: proteasome binding; protein binding.